Gamsiella multidivaricata is the source of this 378-nucleotide messenger RNA. RefSeq lists its product as uncharacterized. Gene Ontology annotation, cellular component: COPII-coated ER to Golgi transport vesicle; endoplasmic reticulum membrane; Golgi membrane. The transcript is spliced from 3 exons. Gene Ontology annotation, biological process: endoplasmic reticulum to Golgi vesicle-mediated transport; endoplasmic reticulum organization; Golgi organization. The record is from RefSeq and is a predicted model, not a curated record. Gene Ontology annotation, molecular function: D-mannose binding. The coding region runs from base 1 to 378 and encodes 125 amino acids. NCBI's taxonomy places the organism in Eukaryota, Fungi, Mortierellomycota, Mortierellomycetes, Mortierellales, Mortierellaceae.
AUGGAUCCCAAAGCACAACCGCCGUAUGGUGCUCAUAAAGACGACGCGUUUAUUAAUAUUCUGAAGCUCCAGACAAAGGCAUGGGAUCAAUGGGAUGACUGCUUCACGUUGACGGACGUCAAGCUGCCCGCGAUCCCAUACCUCGGUUUCACAUCGGUUACGGGCGAGGUCCAUGACAACCACGAUAUCAUCUCUGUCACGACCAACACCCUCACGAAGACCGACUAUUCCAUCAAAAAAAACAACAACACCCCUCCUCCUCAAAAGAAGACUGGCGUGAUGUGGUAUCUCAAGUUCCUGGCUGCCUGCGCCGUCUUCGGGGCGUUGGUCAUGGCUUUCAAGUUGUCAAAGGGAAACAACAACAUGAAGCGCUUCUAG